Molecule: messenger RNA, 1272 nt
Organism: Cladophialophora yegresii CBS 114405
Lineage: Eukaryota; Fungi; Ascomycota; Eurotiomycetes; Chaetothyriales; Herpotrichiellaceae
Product: ribonucleoside-diphosphate reductase small chain
Exons: 5
Coding region: 1-1272 (423 amino acids)
Biological process (GO): deoxyribonucleotide biosynthetic process
Molecular function (GO): oxidoreductase activity
Source: RefSeq, a predicted model, not a curated record
AUGGCAACUCAAGUUACACCGUCUAAACAGGCGGCUGCAAGCCUCGAAUCGCUCAAAGUCAAGGACAGUCCCAUCAAGAAACUCAACUUUGACACGGAAAACAAGGAAAACAUGCCUGUCACCGUCGAAUCAGCCGAGUCCACUGCCGCACCCGCGUCUGAGAUGGAGAAGAAGCCCGUGCUAGAAGCCAAAGAGCAGAUUGAGCAACCUAAGGUCGCAAAGACCCCCAAAGAGCUUGAGAAGGAAGAGCCUCUUUUACAAGAGAACCCCCAUCGCUUUGUUCUCUUCCCUCUCAAGUACCACGAGAUCUGGAACAUGUACAAGCGUGCAGAGGCUAGCUUUUGGACAGCAGAAGAAGUCGACCUAUCGAAGGAUCUGCACGAUUGGCACAACCGACUGAACAACGAUGAACGCUACUUCGUCUCCCACGUGCUCGCUUUCUUUGCUGCAUCAGACGGCAUCGUCAACGAGAAUCUGCUGGAGCGUUUCAGUGCCGAAGUGCAGGUACCUGAGGCACGCUGCUUUUAUGGCUUUCAAGUCAUGAUGGAGAACAUCCACUCUGAGAUGUACUCACUCCUCAUCGACACAUACGUGAAGGACCCCAAAGAGAAGACAUACCUGUUCGAUGCUAUCGACACCAUCCCCUGCAUCCGCAAGAAGGCCGACUGGGCUCUGAGGUGGAUCUCCGACAAGGACUCCACGUUUGGUCAACGUCUGGUUGCUUUUGCAGCCGUCGAGGGUAUCUUCUUCUCCGGAUCGUUCGCUGCAAUCUUCUGGCUCAAGAGCAAGGGUCUGAUGCCGGGUCUUACCUUUUCGAAUGAACUCAUCUCUCGUGACGAGGGCAUGCACACCGAUUUUGCAUGCCUGCUCCUGCAGCAUCUCAACCACAAGCCCGAUCCAAAGCUUAUCGAGAACGUCAUCACCGAGGCAGUCGCUAUUGAGAAAGAGUUCUUGACUGAAGCGCUUCCUGUGGGUCUGCUGGGCAUGAACUCCAAGCUUAUGUGCCAGUACAUUGAGUUUGUCGCCGACCGUUUGCUGCUUGCCAUGGGCAACAAGCGAGUAUACAACGCUCAGAAUCCUUUCCCCUUUAUGGAAAACAUCUCACUAGCCGGCAAGACAAACUUCUUCGAGAAACGUGUCGGUGACUAUCAGAAGAGCGGUGUCAUGUCUUCGACCAGCAAGAAGUCCGAAGACAAGUCAUCAGCUUCAUCACCCAGUCAAGAGAAGACUGAGGAAGCCAGCAAUGGCAUCAGCUUUGACGAAGACUUCUAA